Nicrophorus vespilloides is the source of this 1926-nucleotide messenger RNA. RefSeq names its product collagen alpha-1(I) chain-like. The transcript is spliced from 2 exons. Gene Ontology annotation, molecular function: chitin binding. The annotation marks the transcript as partial. Gene Ontology annotation, cellular component: extracellular region. Lineage: Eukaryota; Metazoa; Arthropoda; Insecta; Coleoptera; Silphidae. The record is from RefSeq and is a predicted model, not a curated record.
AUUUUCAUUACAUUUGCACAAUCCGGGUACAACUACGACAAACCGGAUAAACCGUUCGGUGGAAGCGGUCAGAAGCCGGGUGGAUCGUCUUUUGGACCUGGUGGAACGGGUUCGUCGUUCCCUCAACAACCAUCAUCGCAGUACGGACCGCAGAAACCAUCAGGACCAUCUUUUGGAUCCGGAUCUUCGUUCCCGCAAACCCCUUCAUCGACUUAUGGUCCUCAGAAACCGUCAGGACCCAGUGGACCGUCUUUUGGACCUGGUGGUGCGGGAUCUACUUUCCCGCAAACUCCUUCAUCGUCUUAUGGACCUCAGAAGCCCUCUGGACCUAGUGGACCGUCUUUUGGACCUGGUGGUGCGGGAUCGUCGUUCCCGCAAGCUCCUUCGUCCACGUACGGUCCGCAGAAGCCUAGUGGUCCCUCCGGAGGCUCUUCUCAAGGACCAUCUUCGCCUGGUUACGGUGGAGCGCAAAAGCCGUCUUUCGGUGGUGUGACUCAACAGCCGCAAGGAUUCAAGCCUUCCUUCGGAGGCGGUGCUCAAGGACCUUCCUUUGGAGGCGGUGCUCAAGGACCUUCUUUCGGUGGUGCCCAGAAACCAUCCACUAACUACGGUGUGCCUGCAACUGGUGGACAGAAACCCGGUUUCGGAUCUUCGCAAGGUCCUUCCACUCAGUACGGCCCAGCUCAAGGUCCUUCAUUCGGUGGUGCUCAAGGUCCUUCCGGACAAUUCGGAGGAGCUCAAGGUCCAUCCGGACCUUUCGGAGGAGCUCAAGGUCCAUCUGGACCUUUUGGCGGUGCCCAAGGACCAUUCGGUGGAGCUCAAGGACCAUUCGGCGGCGGUCAAGGUGGUGAUUUCGGUGGACACGAUGAUGGCUCUUACAACGGCGGCGAUUACUCCGCGAUUCCCGGUGAACCGGACGUGGAUUAUCCAAUCUUCUCCGAGAUUCCAACUACGUCCUUCAGCUGCGACCAACAACAGUAUCCAGGUUACUAUGCCGACGUCGAGGCCAGAUGUCAGGUGUUCCACGUGUGCGCCAACAACAAAACAUACGACUUCUUGUGCCCCAACGGCACCAUCUUCCAUCAAGAGUAUUUGGUGUGCGUCUGGUGGAACCAAUUCGACUGCAACUCCGCACCUUCCUUGUACGGAAUCAACGCGAACAUCUACGAUUACACCAUCAUCGGUGCGGUUCAAUCGCCCGGUGGAGCGUAUCCAGGCUCCGAUGGAUCAGGACAAGGACCUUAUCCUUCAGGACCCUCCGGUAAACCAGGAUCUUACCCAUCGGGACCUUCCGGUCAACCAGGAUCAUUCCCAUCAGGCGGUUACCCAUCCGGACCAUCGGAUAAACCAGGAUCUUUCCCAUCCGGACCUUCUGGUAAACCAGGCUCAUUCCCAUCGGGCGGUUACCCAUCAGGACCAUCGGAUAAACCAGGAUCUUACCCAUCAGGACCGUCCGGCAAACCAGGAUCAUUCCCAUCCGGUGGUUACCCAUCAGGACCUUCUACAAAACCAGGAUCAUCAUUCCCUUCGGGACCUUCCACCAAACCAGGCUUCCCAUCGAGCCCACCUACCUUCCCAUUAGCUCCAGGAACAACGGGCAGCUUCGGCUCCGGUUAUCCAUCUCAAAAACCGUCCGGUCCAUCUUUCCCAUCCUCGAACCAGCAACAACCGGGCGGCUUCCCAUCUGGUCCUUCCGGUAACCAACAGCAACCGGGCGGUUAUCCUUCGACCAGCGGAUUUCCAUCAGGACCUUCAACAGGCGGCGGCAGCGGUUUUCCAUCGGGACCAUCCACAAGCGGCGGUGCCAACGGUUUCCCUUCGGGACCUUCUUCAGGUGGGUAUCCUUCGGCGCAGGACUCCAGACCUCAGACAGGUUCGACGACCCAGCAACCCAACAGGGAAUACCUUCCGCCUCACAACGGUUGA